AUGAAGAUCGCGACUCUACAAUUCUCUCCGCGGCUGGGGGAGAUCGCAGCUAAUUUCAGCAGAGCGGAAAGCCUGCUGAUGAGAGAAGAAAGGGAGGGUCUUCUGAAGGACGUCGAUCUCCUGGUUCUUCCCGAACUUGCAUUCACGGGCUACAAUCACCCAUCGCUCGCAGCCAUUGCACCAUUUCUCGAGCCGACGGCGGCAGGCCCUUCCACUCGAUGGGCGGCCCGCACCGCCAAACGACUGAAAUGCACUGUGGCCGUAGGAUACCCCGAGGCUGCCGAGGAAGGCAACUACAACACUAUCUACGACCAACGCAUCACCGUCGAGGAAACAGGCAAAAUCGCCUACAACUCGCUUGUCUUUGUCAGCUCUACAGGGGACGUCGUUGCCCACUACCGGAAAUCCUUUCUCUACUACACGGACGAGACAUGGGCUCAACAGGGCCAGGGGUUUUGGGCGGGGGUGCUGCCGAUUGGCGGCAAGGGUCAGCAGGUCAAGGCGGCGGCGGGAAUCUGCAUGGACAUUAACCCAUAUCGAUUCGAGGCUCCGUGGACGGCGUAUGAAUUUGGCAAUCACGCGCGCGAGGCUCGUGCAAAGGUGGUUGUCAUUAGCAUGGCUUGGAUAACAAGGCUGGAUGCCGAGGAGUUGUCGAGUCAGGUGACGGAGCCCGACGGGGACACCAUCAACUACUGGAUCAACAGGCUCACUCCUCUAUUUGGUCCCCAAGGCGCACAGUCCGAGGCAUUUGUUGUCUGCGCUAACAGGACCGGCGAGGAAGGCACCAGUCCGCGGAUUGGGGAGGUCAGGUAUGCGGGCAGCAGCUGUGUGAUGGGCAUGACCAAGGAUGGGCAGGUCCGGAUCUGGGAUAUCCUUGGACGAGCCCAGGAAGGGAUACUGAUGGUGGACACAGACAGCGCCCCAGCCUACUCGGUGUCUCUCAAGCAGGUCACAGAACCACCAGCGACUGCUGCCGAUGAUGUUACCGAAGUUCCAGAGGGCUGA
Molecule: messenger RNA, 1005 nt
Organism: Cladophialophora immunda
Lineage: Eukaryota; Fungi; Ascomycota; Eurotiomycetes; Chaetothyriales; Herpotrichiellaceae
Exons: 2
Coding region: 1-1005 (334 amino acids)
Biological process (GO): protein catabolic process
Molecular function (GO): protein-N-terminal glutamine amidohydrolase activity; protein-N-terminal asparagine amidohydrolase activity
Source: RefSeq, a predicted model, not a curated record